GUUCAGCCGUUCAAGCGCGGCGAAACGAGCGGACGCAGCUCUCCGUGUCACUCGUCAGCAGCACCGAACUGGCGCGCCCUCCAUGCUGCCGGCAACCGUCUUCUGUUCAUAUAGCCAUUGGAAAGAUUCCGGUUGAGGAUUCAUAGCCCUUCCUUUUGGUCAUUUUCUCUCGUUUCCCGGUGCUGUCCCACUUCUGCCCUGUAACUUUCCAGGCUUCUUCGAUAUGACUGCCGUUGCGAAAAGGAGGCUACAGGCCUUGAGCCAGCAGCUCGUCGAGGGCAUACCCGACGCCGGCACCUUCGAAAACAUUCCUCGCAUCAGGGAGGUUGCUCCCGAUUCCGUGGGACCUCGCUGCAAAGGCAAAGUCGUCAUCGUCACCGGGACCAACUCGCCCAUCGGCAUUGGCCGCGCCUCUGCCCACCAAUUUGCCCGUAAUGGCGCCAAAGCGGUCUUCAUCUGCGACUUCUCCUCCACCUAUCUCGACGUGCACAAGCGGGAGCUCGAAUCCCUCUAUCCAAACGUCGACAUCCACGCUCGCCAAUUCGACGCAGGAAAUGAAGAGCAGGUUAAAGCCGUCGUCGACGAGGCCAUGCAGAGAUACGGUCGGCUGGAUAUCAUGUUCGCCAACGCAGGCAUCGUCGGCCAGCCCAAGAUCUUCACCGAAAUCACCGGAGAUGAUUUCAUGAAGACAAUGGAAACAAAUGCCAAGGGCCCCUUCCUCGCAACCAAAUACGCCGCUCUCGCAAUGCAGACCACCUCUGCCUCCAAACCCUACCCGUCAGGUAGCAUCAUCCUCACCGCCUCCGUCGCCGGUCUUCGCUCCAACGCCGGCUCAACAGACUACUCCGCAUCCAAAGCCGCCGUUGUCUCGCUCGCACAAACCUGCGCCUUCCAGCUCGCCGGUACUGGAAUCCGUGUAAACGCCCUCUGCCCAGGCGUGGUUGAGACAGGUAUGACGAAAGGCAUGUACGACAUGGCGCGGGCAAGGGGUACGGAGAAGAAGAUCGGCCAAUUGAACCCUCUGCGGAGAGGUGCUGUUGCGGAUGAAAUUGCAAGAGCGGCGUUGUUUUUAGGCAGUGAUGAGAGCAGCUACGUGAACGGACAGGCCUGGGCAGUCUGUGGAGGAUUGAGUGCCGGUCACCCGUUUGUUCCAGGGAAGCUGGCUUAGAGCAAUGGGAUAGAUGACUUAGACCUACUCCCAUCCAGCAUACCUUU
This is a messenger RNA of Coccidioides immitis RS, 1215 nucleotides long. Its product is annotated as 3-oxoacyl-(acyl-carrier-protein) reductase. Bases 224 to 1168 code for a protein of 314 amino acids. Lineage: Eukaryota; Fungi; Ascomycota; Eurotiomycetes; Onygenales; Onygenaceae. The record is from RefSeq and is a predicted model, not a curated record. The transcript has 3 exons.